GAUCAUAACUGGUUGACAGUAACACUAAACUUUUGCGUUACAUUUUAUCGUGGAAAAAAUAUUAUUAAGCAAAUUGAAACGAACUUGUUAAAGGUCUUAUAAAUAUAUCUAUUAUUGCUUUUAAUGGUAUCACUGUGUUUCUCAAAAUCUUCAAUUCACUUUUCAAGACGAACAUUCUUUACAUCAAGGAUCAGUUGUUCACCGCGUAGUAUCUUUUCAGAUGAUAGUUAUAGACUUCGUACAUUCCUUAAUUAUACUGUAUCGUUUGGUAUAUUCAUGAUUGGUUUUGGAUAUGGUACUGUGCCGUUAUAUCGUUUGUAUUGUACAAAAACAGGUAGCGGGACGAAUGCAAAUUUUGCUAAGGCUAAAACUGAAAAGAUCAGAAGUAUGAAACCAGUAAAAGACUAUGAAUUGGUUGUAUAUUUUGCUGCUGAUACAUAUUCAAAAAUGUCAUGGAAAUUUAAACCAUUACAAAAAGAGUUGACUGUUGUCCCUGGUGAAACAGCCUUGGCAUUUUAUUCCGCUGAAAAUCCAACAGAUAAACCGAUUGUAGGAAUUGCUACUUAUUCUAUUGUUCCAUUUGAAGCAUCAAAAUAUUUUAAUAAAAUACAAUGUUUCUGUUUCGAAGAACAACGUCUCAAUCCACAUGAAAAAGUUGAUCUACCUGUAUUCUUUUAUAUUGAUCCAGAGAUUACAUCAGAUCCACGAUUAAAAUCACUUAACACGAUAUGUGAAUCAAAGGAACAAACUUCAUUAGUGUACAAGGUUGACAUAAAUUAUAAUAAUGCCACAGUUAUACAGACGUUUAAAUUAAAGCAAGCAUCAUGUUGCUUUGAUGAUUUAGGUGAGGAAUGA
Trichobilharzia szidati is the source of this 855-nucleotide messenger RNA. The record is from the annotation of a GenBank genome assembly. NCBI's taxonomy places the organism in Eukaryota, Metazoa, Platyhelminthes, Trematoda, Strigeidida, Schistosomatidae.